GGUAUUUAUUGUUCCACAGCAGAGGCGGGCCAGGAGGCUCCACGAAUUCUCCAGAGGCAGCAGCCAGCUCCAGACACAAUGGCACCGAAGAAAGCCAAGAAGAAGAUAGAGGGCGGAAGUUCCAAUGUGUUCUCCAUGUUUGAGCAGACCCAGAUCCAGGAGUUCAAGGAGGCCUUCACAAUCAUGGACCAGAACAGAGAUGGCUUUAUUGACAAGAAUGACCUGAGAGACACAUUUGCUGCCCUAGGACGAGUGAACGUGAAAAAUGAAGAGAUCGAUGAAAUGAUCAAGGAGGCUCCAGGUCCAAUUAAUUUCACCGUGUUCCUCACGAUGUUUGGGGAGAAACUUAAAGGGGCUGACCCCGAGGAGACCAUUCUCAACGCAUUCAAGGUGUUUGACCCUGAAGGCAAAGGGUCGCUGAAGGCUGACUAUGUCCGGGAGAUGCUGACCACACAAGCAGAGAGAUUCUCCAAAGAGGAGAUCGACCAGAUGUUCGCAGCCUUUCCCCCAGAUGUCACGGGCAAUCUAGAUUACAAGAACUUGGUCCACAUCAUCACCCACGGGGAAGAGAAGGACUGAGUGAGCCCUGAGCCACGGCUCCAGGUGACCUACAGCCAGCUCUCCGGCCCAGACCCUGCCGCCCUGUGCACAUAGGUGCACCAGCCUGCAGGUGCACACCAUCCCAAGGCCGCGUGCAAAUAAACACCAAGUCUUGGAUCUA
Peromyscus maniculatus bairdii (prairie deer mouse) is the source of this 721-nucleotide messenger RNA. RefSeq names its product myosin light chain 2 (gene Myl2). Lineage: Eukaryota; Metazoa; Chordata; Mammalia; Rodentia; Cricetidae. Gene Ontology annotation, molecular function: calcium ion binding. The record is from RefSeq and is a predicted model, not a curated record.